Molecule: messenger RNA, 465 nt
Organism: Mytilinidion resinicola
Lineage: Eukaryota; Fungi; Ascomycota; Dothideomycetes; Mytilinidiales; Mytilinidiaceae
Exons: 1
Coding region: 32-391 (119 amino acids)
Source: RefSeq, a predicted model, not a curated record
CCCACCUCCGCCCGUGGAACUACCAACGAGUAUGAACAGAGAAUCUACUCGGUGGACAACGGGACCCAACUCUUCAGUCACGGUUUUUGAAGCCGAACCCCCUCCGGAUGUCCCACCUCGCGUUCUAACCCUGCCGCGGCCUAGCACUCCACAUGCUCACUCACCCAGCCCUGGAGAAGCCACGUCGCCCCUUCCACCUAGAUCUAUCUCCAGUAUAACUACCAAUCUCUCCGAGCUCGAGGAAGCUGAACGCCGAGUUGAUGCUGAGCUCCACGAAGUACAGCGCAUCCGAGAGCUUUUGCAAGAAAGGACUACGCUCCAUACUAGGAUCCAAGAGGCGAGGCAUGAGAGAGUCUGCAGCCGCUGCCGGACAAGCUCACGAAGAUUCUAGGGACAGCAACGAAGGGAUUGGUGGUGCGACCGGCGCUUAAGAUAUUUCGUCCAAAGUCGUCCGGUGGUGCGAGG